AUGGUCACCGACGCUUCUGUUUCAAGCAUCAAACUGAUGAACCAGGACCUUGUUAAGUUAGAUCGUUUCGAUGAAACAAAGUAUACCCGCUGGCAAGACAAAAUGACAUUUCUCCUGACCGUCCAGAAAAUUCAAUAUGUCUUGGAUCCUGAUCUGGAGGCAAUUCCAAAACCAACUGAGAAUGACACUGAUGAAGUAAAAAAGGAGAGAAAGAAACGAAAAGAAGAUGAACUGCUUUGUUGUGGACACAUCUUGAACACAUUAUCUGAUCGUCUCUAUGAUCUCUACACCAAUACUGCAUCCGCAAAGGAAAUCUGGAACGCACUCGAAUUCAAAUUCAAGGUCGAAGAAGAAGGUAUGAAAAAGUUUUUAAUAUCUAAAUACUUUGAUUUUAAGAUGUUGGAUUCCAAGCCGAUUCUUGCACAAGUACACGAGUUACAGGUUCUCGUGAAUAAAAUAAAAGCCGUGAAAAUUGACAUUCCUGAAGCAUUCCAAGUCGGUGCAAUAAUAGCAAAAUUGCCACCUUCGUGGAAAGGAUACAAAAAGAAAUUGCUGCAUAGUUCUGAGGACUUUUCUUUGGAGAAACUUCAGAAACAUCUUCGUAUCGAGGAGGAAACGAAGGAUCGAGAAAAAACUGAGUCUGUUGGAUUUGCUAAAGCAAAUGCUAUUGCCGCUAAAGGAAAGAAAAAAUAUGAUGGCAUGAAAAACCAUCUCGGCCCAAGGAAAGAACACAACAAGUUCAAAAAUUCUGGCGGACCAAAAGCGAAAUUAUGGCAAUCAAAGGCAAAGUGCAAGGAUGGUGGACAAGAAGUGCAAAUGGGAAAUGAUGGACAAGAAGUGCAAAUGGGAAAUGAAGUGCGAUCUAAAGUCGUUGGAACAGGAUCCGUCGAACUCAACUUUACUUCCGGAAAGAAAGUCACUCUUGUUAAUGUGCUUCAUGUUCCUGAUAUGAAUAGAAACCUUGUUAGUGGGGACUUAUUGGGAAAACCGGGUAUUAAAUCUGUAUAUGAAUCGGGCAAAUUAAUAUUGACCCGUAAUGGUAUAUUUGUAGGAAAAGGAUAUUCCGCUGAAGGAAUGAUCAAACUUUGUACUACCGACAAUAUUAUUAAUGAAAUUUCUAAUUCUGCUUAUAUGCUUGAAUCUAUUUCCUUAUGA
Messenger RNA from Lathyrus oleraceus (garden pea), 1155 nucleotides. RefSeq lists its product as uncharacterized. The record is from RefSeq and is a predicted model, not a curated record. The transcript has 2 exons. Lineage: Eukaryota; Viridiplantae; Streptophyta; Magnoliopsida; Fabales; Fabaceae. Bases 1 to 1155 code for a protein of 384 amino acids.